This is a messenger RNA of Aaosphaeria arxii CBS 175.79, 2141 nucleotides long. RefSeq names its product iron reductase domain protein. The record is from RefSeq and is a predicted model, not a curated record. Bases 353 to 1936 code for a protein of 527 amino acids. The transcript has 4 exons. NCBI's taxonomy places the organism in Eukaryota, Fungi, Ascomycota, Dothideomycetes, Pleosporales.
CUGGGGUGUGAGGGUGGUGGUGGUUGUCCCAUUCCUUAUUAUAAGAGCUGAGGCACGGUAGGACGAGUUUCCUUUGCGAGGCGUUUUUCCUUCUGUUCGGCAUUUUUCAUCCAUCGACUCUCUUUUUGUGUUCUUCGUCGCUGUCCUUUUAGGGAUUCUUGCUGUUUCGGAGGAUCAUCUGGACCCGAAUACAUUGGUACCACCACCGUCUGGUCGACACUCAAACCUAUCCGCUGGAGCUGAGGGAUACCAUCACCACCAACUUCCUUCCGCCCAUUUCUGCUGGUCGGGCUUUUAGCUCUUGAAGAGAAAUCACAAUACCGAUGCGCUUUGCGCAAAUCUGAAUUUAAUUAUGUCGCCAUUCUCCUACCUAAGCGUUGCGAGUUUACUACUUCUAUCAUCUACUACAUUCUCCUCCUUCGCCCACGCACAACAAGACAACAACAAGACUUCCGCACCCACGGCACCGCAAGCAGCGACAUUCUUCCUCACCGACACUGACACACAGUUCUCUCUCAACCUCGCCAAUGACUCCAACCAGGACAUCUCCAUCUACUUCACGUCGCCGGCGUAUUCGUGGGUCGGCGUCGGGUUCGGAGAGAGCAUGAAGAAUAGUCUAAUGUUUAUUAUGUAUCCGUCGAAGAGCGGGAACAACGUAACACUGAGCCCUCGAAUCUCAAGCAGCAACGCCGAACCCGUCGUCAAAGAUGACGUCCAGCUAGAACUACUCCCAGGAACAGGCGUCUCAGACGAGAUGAUGACCGUGAAGGCGAUAUGCCGCAACUGCCGCGUGUGGUCUCACGGCUGGAUCGACGAAAAGAGCACAGCACACCCCAUGAUCUACGCCUUCGGGCCUGGAAACCGCCUGCAGUCGAACUCGCUCAACGCGCCGCUGAAGCGACACAUUCGGUACGGACGAUUCACGAUGGACAUGGUGGCCGCGACGGGAGCGAGCGGCGUGCCAGAACCCAGUGCUGCACUGAACGGCGUCAGUCUUGAGGAGGGCAUGACGAAAGAUCACGACCGGGCGAAUCGAGCGCAUGCGAUCAUGGGGUGUCUCGCGAUAUUUAUCCUCUGGCCGCUCAACAUCUUCGCAGCGGGCUUCAUCAAGAGGAUAGGAGUUCACGUCGGACUGUCAGUCUUCAUCGUCAUCUUCCUCGUCGCCAGCUACGCCCUCGGCAUCGCGACGUCCUCAGAGUACAACCGCUCCAAAUCCCACACCUCCCCCCACCAAAUCCUCGCCUACAUCUCCCUCCUCCCCAUCCUCCUCCUCACGCUCCUCCCCUUACCCCCUCUCCGCAACCUAACCCCCCACAUCCCCUCCCUCCACGCGCCCCUCGUCCCCAUAACCUUCACCAUCCUCGUCCUAACCGGCGGCCUGGGCCUCCACCUCUCCUCGCAAACAACCCCCAUAAUCCUCGCCUACGUCGCCAUCACGCUCGUAAUCUUCGUCCUGACCGCCACCCUCUCCGCCUGCAUCCGCCGCCGCGGCGGCUCCGCCUACACCCGCACCCUCGCGCGCUCCUCCCCCUCCACGCGCACCAGCAACAGCAACAGCAGCCGUGGUAGCGGGAAAUCCCGCUGGUACUCCAAGUCGCGCUCCCCCUCGGCCGGAUCCUCCUACGACGACGACGACGAGCAGAACCUCGUCCUGAAACAGUACUACUACGCCAACGGCGGCCGCAUGGGCGGCAGCUCCGCGAGCGUCUUCACGCCCAAUAGCGCUCCCUCCUCUUCACAUAGCGCGCAGACUGCGGCGGCGCCAGCGUACACGGCCGCGAACUAUAAUAACCUGUACCCCGGGACGGCGGUGGGGAUGCAUGGGAGGUCUGGCAGUGCGGGGUCCGGGGUGUAUGGCGGUGGGUCGAUGCCGGGCCCGCAGUAUCUGUUGAAUAUGCAUCCGGGUGUUCCUGUGGGCGGGAGGUAUGGGUGCUAGGUGCUAGUGCAUCGUCAUUCACGAAUUUCGUUUUCUGUUUGGGUUCGAUUCAGGAGUGGAUGGGGAGGGGGAGUUUGCGGGUUGCGGGUUGGAGUUCAGGAAGGGCAAGCAUGGAAGGUAGAGAAGUGUAAGAGAAGGAAGAAGAGGGAGUUUUUUUUUUUGCAUCUUUGACGCGCGGCGAAAUGAUACCACAAACCAUACCGAG